AUGGGUGCACACCACUCGUUUCCUGUGCCAUCAGCAAAAGCUCCCGUACCCUCACCUGUGGUGUCCCGCCUCACAUAUAAUGAAGGCAACGAAUAUUUAGACGGAAUUUCUUUGAAUGGAGAUAAUCCACCGUACAAAUUAAUUUUGGAAUGGCUCGAGUGUUUGCCAGAUGUGCGUGAGUUCACACACGUCCCAGAGGCAGAGAUUAUCUCCAACGGAGAAGCUGAAGCCCUUCAGUGGGAUUUGUCAGUUGGUGGUUACGGGGAGUUAAGCAAUGCCCCCGGUGAAAAUGUGCACUAUAUCUCAGCUGUGACGCUUCGUACGCCGCGAGAGCCUAGUGCUGGUUACGCGGAGAAGGUUACGCGUGCAAAAGGAUGUUGUUUUGCCCGUUUGGCAUAA
This is a messenger RNA of Trypanosoma cruzi, 399 nucleotides long. RefSeq lists its product as uncharacterized. The transcript has a single exon. NCBI's taxonomy places the organism in Eukaryota, Euglenozoa, Kinetoplastea, Trypanosomatida, Trypanosomatidae. Bases 1 to 399 code for a protein of 132 amino acids. The record is from RefSeq and is a predicted model, not a curated record.